AUGAGUUCACAAGAUAUAUCAUCAUCAUCACAAGAUGCAUUGGUGGAUUAUUAUAUCGAUACUAGUUGGAUAUUAGAUGCUGCAAAUCUUGUUUUCUUUAUGCAAGCAGGAUUUGGAAUGAUAGAAGCAGGGAUGGUGAGAGCAAAGAAUACAAAGAGUAUAUUAUUAAAGAAUAUGAUCAAUACUGCCAUCGGAGCAAUAGGGUUCUAUUGCUUUGGACAUGCGUUUGCUUAUGCGAUCGGUCGUCUGCUGACUGGACAAUACGACCUCGUCAAGGGCAUCAACGGGCUCGUCGCAGGACUAGUCUCAUCGACCGCCGGAUGUGCCUAUAUCGAGCCGUGGGCAGGCAUCGUGGUCGGUGCAAUUGGCGCCAUCAUAUACUAUUCAUCCUCGUGGGUCCUUCUCAACUGGGCCCACAUUGACGACCCCGUCGACGCAGUCUCUGUGCACUUGUUUGGUGGCGCGUGGUCGGUUAUCAGCGUCGCCUUUUUUGCCAAGCACGGACCCGUCCGAAACCCCACCUCGACCAUGCCCGACGGCAUCAUCUAUGGUGGCGGUAUUGGACAGCUCUGGAUCCAACUCGUAGCCGUCACCAUGGCCACGCUCUGGGCCACCAUCAUCUCAUCGAUAUUCUUUCAAAUUAUGAAAUACUUUCAAUGGUUCCGAGUAGAUGUUGACACUGAACUAGCAGGUCUAGAUAAUAUGAAUCAUGGUGGUGCUGCUAUUUUCGAUUUCUAA
Cavenderia fasciculata is the source of this 738-nucleotide messenger RNA. It is a transcript of the gene amtC, whose product is annotated as ammonium transporter. Gene Ontology annotation, cellular component: membrane. Gene Ontology annotation, biological process: ammonium transmembrane transport; ammonium homeostasis. Lineage: Eukaryota; Evosea; Eumycetozoa; Acytosteliales; Cavenderiaceae. Bases 1 to 738 code for a protein of 245 amino acids. The transcript is spliced from 3 exons. Gene Ontology annotation, molecular function: ammonium channel activity. The record is from RefSeq and is a predicted model, not a curated record.